AUGACGGUCAGAGAUGCUCUAAAUUCUGCAAUUGAUGAGGAAAUGUCUGCUGAUCCUAAAGUUUUUGUCAUGGGUGAAGAGGUUGGGCAAUAUCAGGGUGCCUACAAGAUCACGAAAGGUCUUCUGGAGAAAUAUGGUCCUGAGAGAGUUUACGAUACACCUAUUACCGAGGCUGGAUUUACUGGAAUUGGAGUUGGUGCUGCCUACGCUGGGUUAAAGCCUGUUGUAGAAUUUAUGACGUUUAACUUCUCUAUGCAGGCAAUUGAUCAUAUCAUAAACUCUGCUGCAAAGUCAAAUUACAUGUCUGCUGGACAGAUAAAUGUACCUAUCGUUUUUAGAGGACCAAAUGGUGCUGCUGCUGGUGUUGGGGCUCAGCAUUCUCAGUGCUAUGCAGCAUGGUACGCCUCAGUUCCUGGCUUGAAAGUUCUUGCUCCAUAUUCAGCUGAAGAUGCUCGUGGUCUUCUUAAAGCUGCCAUUAGAGACCCUGACCCUGUUGUCUUCCUUGAGAACGAGUUGCUAUAUGGUGAAUCGUUCCCAAUUUCAGAAGAAGCACUUGAUUCAAGUUUCUGUCUUCCUAUAGGCAAAGCCAAGAUUGAACGAGAAGGAAAGGAUGUAACGAUAACAACGUUCUCAAAGAUGGUCGGUUUUGCCCUCAAGGCAGCUGAGAAGCUUGCCGAAGAGGGAAUUAGUGCUGAGGUAAUUAAUCUUCGGUCAAUCCGUCCGCUUGACAGAGCAACCAUCAAUGCAUCAGUGAGGAAAACAAGUAGAUUGGUAACAGUUGAAGAAGGUUUCCCUCAGCAUGGAGUCUGUGCAGAAAUCUGUGCGUCGGUUGUAGAAGAGAGCUUUUCGUACUUGGAUGCACCAGUGGAGAGGAUCGCAGGAGCUGAUGUUCCAAUGCCUUAUGCAGCUAACCUUGAGAGAUUGGCUCUUCCUCAGUGA
This is a messenger RNA of Thlaspi arvense, 939 nucleotides long. NCBI's taxonomy places the organism in Eukaryota, Viridiplantae, Streptophyta, Magnoliopsida, Brassicales, Brassicaceae. The record is from the annotation of a GenBank genome assembly.